AACCGGCAGCAAACAACAGCGCAAUGCAAAAACGCAAUGAACAUGUCACCAGGUUGUUUAUUAUUAUAAACACUGUGCGGCAUAAUGAAUGUGGGUAUAGAGUUCGUAUCGUGUGUAGUGACCCGUGUCUAUAUAUAUUGUAUGUUAUGUACGUGUACAGUGUCCUGUCGCAGUCUUGUCGCAGUGUCCAGUCUUAGGUGUGACGUGUGUCCAUGUAGGGGUGAUGAUUGGGUAUGGUUGUAUAUUUGUCCAUAUUGGGAAUGAGUUUUGAUUGGUUGUUGAUGUAAGUGUGCGUGCAUGCAUGUUACCUGUCCUUUCCCUGUCACUUUGAAGCCUGGGACUGACCUGUACGGACGUUGAUACACUGUAGAUACAAAUACAGUCAACUCAUCUCUAUGCUCGCGCAAGAUGAGAUUAUCCAGCUGUGCUGGGCCUUUGAAACCGUCGACCCAGAUCACAGGUCACAUGCAGCUGUUGCUAUAGAGCUAGCGUGGUGUAUAGGGGAAGUGAUUUUAAGUGGCGCCGCCUACUUCCUGCGGGACUGGCGACAACUCCAGAUAGCGGUAUCCAGUCCAGGAGUCAUUCUUCUUCUUUACUGGUUCUUCAUGCCAGAAUCAGCAAGAUGGCUGCUCUCAAAAGGAAGGGGUGAAGAGGCAAUGAGAAUAGUACGCCGUGCUGCUCGGGUGAACGGGAAACUGACUGAAAUCGACAUGACGAAAAUGAAACUUGAACAUCAUAAAAGCAGGAAUGAGAUCAUGCCCGUGUUUAAAUCAUACAGACUAUUGUUCCGGUUCAUUGUGGUUUUAAUCCUCUGGUUCGUCCUGUCUUUGUCAUAUUACGGUCUGACCUUCAAUGUCGGCCGGAUAGGUUACAAUGUCUACCUGGAGUUUCUCGUCUACGCCGUGUUAGAAAUGGUCGCGUACAUCUCCUGUCUGUUCAUCAACACAAGGUUCGGACGAAAGCCGCUCAACAUUGGUGGCUUCCUAUUGGCUGGUGUAGCGUGUGUUUCCUCUACCCUGAUAUUACAGUAUGUAGACGGAGACAAAGGUUGGCUGAUCAUUGCUCUGUCAGCGAUUGGCAGGAUGGGCGUGUCUGCGGUGUUCGCUAAUAUCUUCGUAUAUACCAGUGAAUUAUUUCCCACCACAAUUCGAAGCUUUAUACUCGCCGUAUCCAAUUUUACAACUCGAAUAGGAGCUGUUAUUGCUCCGUACAUAUCCGCCUUGGGGACUAACAGCGUGGUUAGUAGCACGUCUCUGACGUUCGGUGUGUUGUCUUUGGUCGCGGCUGUUUUGUCCUGUGUCCUCCCGGAGACCUGUAACACCAAACUUCCAGACAGCAUGGGUGACAUGGCGGAUCAGCUUUCAGAUGUCCGAAAUAGACAAACUCGCCGGAAUGACAUCGUUCCAGUCAAAAAAGAUACAACUCUGUAGAAUAAAUUUGUCAAUGAUUUAAAAACCAACGAAAAUGUAGGCAAAACGAGGCUGCAAUUAGUGUACUUAAUAAAAGUUGCACGUAAAAAAAUAACAUUUUGAGUUAUAUAAAUGAUAUAUCAUAUUGAUAAAAAAUAAUUCAUUCUUAAACUUAUAUCCAGCUAAGGAUAUCUUUAUAGUGAGAAUUAAUCUGGAGGUUAACAAAACCCUGUGAAAUACAGUAAAAUAGGACAUUUUAGUGAGAUUCAAGUUUCGUACUUUGCAUAAAUUGGAUACAUGUACGAUCUCGUUCUUGGUUUGUGUUUCGGAGAUAUGUCUAUGGCAAUGUAAUAAACAUGCUCAGUCGA
Molecule: messenger RNA, 1777 nt
Organism: Pecten maximus
Lineage: Eukaryota; Metazoa; Mollusca; Bivalvia; Pectinida; Pectinidae
Product: organic cation transporter protein-like
Exons: 6
Coding region: 396-1430 (344 amino acids)
Biological process (GO): transmembrane transport
Cellular component (GO): membrane
Molecular function (GO): transmembrane transporter activity
Source: RefSeq, a predicted model, not a curated record